Xyrauchen texanus (razorback sucker) is the source of this 1405-nucleotide messenger RNA. RefSeq names its product ER membrane protein complex subunit 8 (gene emc8). Bases 214 to 822 code for a protein of 202 amino acids. The record is from RefSeq and is a predicted model, not a curated record. Gene Ontology annotation, cellular component: EMC complex. Lineage: Eukaryota; Metazoa; Chordata; Actinopteri; Cypriniformes; Catostomidae. The transcript is spliced from 5 exons.
GAUCAGCAAGGCAUGUCAGAGCCGGAAUGGGGCGGUGGUUGACGUGUAGUAAAUGAGCGAGUCGUGUGUUAUAGGGGUUUUAAUAAGGUGCAGUAGUUUAUAGACAGUGUUUUAGAGUUAAUGAAGAUUCAUUUAUUCAAACACAUCACGACAACCAGAUUAAGGCGCCUGCAACGAGGUUUUGUUAAAUAACAGAGCAUUAGAUCUGUAAGCAUGCCCGUAAAGUUGACCACUCAAGCGUACUGUAAGAUGCUGCUGCACGCCGCUAAAUAUCCUCACUGCGCAGUGAACGGGCUGCUGGUGGCCGAGAAACACAAGCGGAAGGACAACACGAGAGACGCGGUGCUGUGUGUGGACUGUGUGCCGCUCUUCCACGGGGCUCUGGCUCUUGCGCCCAUGCUGGAGGUGGCACUUACCCUGAUUGACACAUGGUGCAAAGAGAACAAAUAUGUCAUCGCUGGCUAUUAUCAAGCAAAUGAGCGUAUUAAGGAAGCCAGACCUAACCAGGUGGCUGAGAAGGUCGCCGCCAGAAUAUCAGAAAAUUUCAGUGAAGCCGCAAUGAUCAUGCUGGACAACAGCAGAUUCACAAUGGACUGUUUUGUACCUGUCCUGUUCAUCUAUGAUCACCACGACAACAAGUGGAAGUGCAGAGAGUCAAGCACUGACUGCUUUGAGGACUGGGUGGAAGCGCAGAAGAUCACCUCUGCUCUUUUAGAGAAUAAAUCAUACGAGAGCCUCGUAGAUUUUGACAACCAUCUUGAUGACUUGAGAAAUGACUGGACUAACCCUGAGAUCAAUAAAUCUGUGCUGCAUCUCUGCUGAAGUGUCUAGAGGUCCCGUUCUGCAAACGAACCACCAGCACUUAAAUGGGAUGCAUAUGUGAACUGUUUUGAGUACUGUUAGCAACAUGCUUUUUCUCACAGGGAAUAACGUACAGAACAGAAAUUUAACGAGACAUUAUAAGUGCUGCGUCCUUAUGUUUGAAAAGACAGAGGUGACUUUAUGACUUACCAGACUACGAUGUCAGAGAGGUUUUAUACAUGUUUUCAUGCAGUAACUUGUAUAAUAUAAGAUUUAUGUACAAUCUGCUACAGGUCUGCUAUUUUUCUAAUUGCUAAUUUUGUAGUUUUUUUUCCUCUUGAGUAUUAGACAGUUGCAUACCUUAUUGGUAACAGAUUUAGUUUGAAAUAAUAUAUUUAAUUAAUAAUUUAAUUAUGUUAAGAACUUGAAUGCUCAAAUGUUUUUCUUCAUUGUAUAAGUAAUAUAAUUCCUCAAGAGAUUGCUUUUAUGUCUGAAUCAGUUCAAUAAUAUUUGCUAAUGGUUGAUCAAUAAUGUAUUGUUGGCUCAGAUUCUUUUCUUUUUUUUUUUUCAUUAAUAAAGGAGAAGAUCUUUAGGUUGGAGAACA